AUGGGUUCUAACGCGGGUAUGACAUUGGACCAGAUCCAACUCAUUAAGGCGACCGUGCCAGUGCUGGAGCAACACGGUGGGACAAUCACCACCGUCUUCUAUGACAACUUGCUGAAAGCCCAUCCUGAGCUGAACAACGUCUUCAAUACCGCAAACCAGGUCAACGGCCACCAACCUCGCUCCUUGGCUGGCGCUCUGUAUGCGUAUGCCUCGCAUAUUGAUGACCUGGGAGCACUCAGCCCUGCGGUGGAGCUGAUCUGCAACAAGCACGCUUCGCUAUACAUUCGGCCCGACGACUACAAGAUCGUCGGCAAGUACCUGCUCGAGGCAAUGAGUCAGGUUCUCGGCACCGCGUUGACGCCAGAGAUCCAUGCUGCAUGGGCAGCGGCGUACUGGCAGUUGGCGGAUAUCAUGAUCGGCCGCGAGAACCAGAUCUACCAGCAGAGCGAGGGCUGGACGGACUGGCGCCAGUUCAAAAUCGCAGACAAGAUCAGGGAGUCUGACGAAAUCACCUCCUUCUAUCUUUCCCCAAUCGACGGCAAGCCGCUUCCUCCUUUCCAGCCAGGCCAGUAUAUCUCGGUAAAGCUGGAUAUUCCUGCCCUGAAAUACGCGCAGUGCCGUCAAUAUUCGCUCAGCGAUAAGCCCUGUCCGGACUACUAUCGCAUUAGCGUGAAGAAAGAGCAAGGGCUCAAUGCUGCCGAACCGGGAUCCACCGCUUAUCCGGGCUAUGUCUCGAAUAUCUUGCACGACACAUUCAAGAAGGGAGACACCAUCGACGUUUCGCACCCAUGUGGCGACUUCUUCCUCUCUUCGACUAAGCCUGAAAUGUCACACCCAGUCGUGCUCAUCUCCGCCGGCGUGGGACUUACCCCCUUGACCUCCAUGAUGAACACUUUGACUACCCAGUCGCCCUCCUCGCAGCGCCAUAUUCACUUCAUCCACGGCGCACGCACUUCUGGGGUGCGAGCCUUCAAGGAUCACAUAUAUUCACUCAUGAAAGAGCACCCGAACCUGCAGACGAGCUUCUUCAUCAGCCAGCCGUCAGUGGAAGACAAGCAAGGCGUGGACUAUCACCACAUCGGACGCGUGGAUCUGGCCAAAAUGGAUUCAAACAAAGACCUCUUCAUCGACAACCCGCACACGGAGUACUAUAUAUGCGGCCCUGACAAGUUCAUGACAGACAUAGAGGCCAGUCUCAAGGCCCAGGGAGUCAGUACCGACCGCAUUAAGAUGGAACUGUUUGGCACUGGCGGUGUUACGCGCUAA
Molecule: messenger RNA, 1266 nt
Organism: Penicillium riverlandense
Lineage: Eukaryota; Fungi; Ascomycota; Eurotiomycetes; Eurotiales; Aspergillaceae
Gene: fhpA
Product: flavohemoprotein
Exons: 1
Coding region: 1-1266 (421 amino acids)
Biological process (GO): nitric oxide catabolic process; cellular response to nitrosative stress
Cellular component (GO): intracellular anatomical structure
Molecular function (GO): nitric oxide dioxygenase [NAD(P)H] activity; heme binding; oxygen binding
Source: RefSeq, a predicted model, not a curated record